Molecule: messenger RNA, 2549 nt
Organism: Lotus japonicus
Lineage: Eukaryota; Viridiplantae; Streptophyta; Magnoliopsida; Fabales; Fabaceae
Product: pumilio homolog 23
Exons: 10
Coding region: 169-2391 (740 amino acids)
Biological process (GO): ribosomal small subunit export from nucleus; endonucleolytic cleavage to generate mature 5'-end of SSU-rRNA from (SSU-rRNA, 5.8S rRNA, LSU-rRNA); endonucleolytic cleavage in ITS1 to separate SSU-rRNA from 5.8S rRNA and LSU-rRNA from tricistronic rRNA transcript (SSU-rRNA, 5.8S rRNA, LSU-rRNA)
Cellular component (GO): 90S preribosome; preribosome, small subunit precursor; nucleolus
Molecular function (GO): RNA binding
Source: RefSeq, a predicted model, not a curated record
ACUUUUGGGCAAAAAGAAAACAGAAAAGGGUUUCGAAUUGGAGUGUGAAUACUGAAUAGGGUUUUAAUCGCUUGAUAGUAAACUAUACGCGUUUCAUUCCAUUCCAUUCCAUUCCGGCCACCACCGAGUGCCGCAGUGAGAGAUAGGGUUUGUUGCUUUGACUCGGUUAUGGUUUCCGUUGGUUCGAAAGCAAUGGGCCACCACGUUCACGACUGUGAAUCCCACAGACGUAACAAGAAGAAGCAGCACCAGCACCAGCACCAGCAGCACCACCCAAACAAAGGUGGCGGUUCUUCCUUCCAUUCCAACAAACGCACCUUCACUCCCGCAUCUCGUGUUAGGAAACAGAUUGACCCUGAAACAACUACCUACUUCUCAGAAAUCGCUAAUCGACUUGAAAGUGAAGAGGUUGAAUUGGAGGAACGCUCACUUAUAUGUGCUAAUGCCCUCGAAGAAACCAGAGGAAAAGAAUUUGAAAUUGCUACUGAUUAUAUUCUAAGCCACACUCUUGAAACCAUCCUCCAAGGCUCUGAUGUAGACAGCCUCUGUGCCUUCCUCAAGACUUGUGCCAACGACUUCCCCUCUAUUGCCACGGAUCAAUCUGGUUCCCAUGUAGCCCAGACCGCCAUUAACUCUCUAGCUCUUCAUCUUCAAGACCCUCUCGUUGAGGAUGCUUUAACCAUCAUAUGCAAGGUGAUUGCAGCUAAUUCUGUUGAUGUAAUGUGUAACUGUUACGGUUCUCACGUGCUUCGAAGUCUUCUUUGCCUUUGUAAAGGAGUGCCAUUGGAUAAGACUGGAUACUAUAUGUCAAAAUCAACAACAGCUCUAGCUGACCGCUUCAAUUUCAAAGACUUUCCUUCAAAGAAAGAUGAUGCAGCAGAUUUUCAGUCUGGGUAUCCAAAUUUACUGAGAUCACUUGUUUCAGAGAUGUUAAAGCAAGCUAGAAAAUGCAUCAAGGCCUUGCAAGUUGACCAAUUCAGCAGCUUGGUUUUUCAGACUACUCUAAGGGUGCUUGCAGGCAAUGAUGAAGAGUUGCUACAUGUGAUUCCUGUCAUUCUUGGAUGCAAAAAUCAGAAUAAUGCAGAGGGAAAUUUUAUAGAAACUACAGUUGUGCCGCAGCUCUUGAGUUUGUUCAAAGAAGCUGAAUUUAGCCAUCUAAUGGAGGUUGUUUUGGAAGUAUCUCCCAAGGCCUUGUUCAAUGAAUUGUUCACAAAAGUAUUCAGGAAUUCCUUGUUUGAGUUAUCAUCUCAUCAACAUGGGAACUUUGUUGUUCAAGCAUUGAUUUCCCAUGCAAACAAUCAAGAUCUGAUGGAGUUGAUCUAUGAAGAACUCGCUCCAAAUAUGGAGGGUCUUUUCCAAAUGGGAAGGUCAGGAGUGGUUGCUUCACUUAUUGCUGCCUGUGAAAGGCUUCAUGUUAAUGAACACAAGUGCUGUGAAGUCCUUGCAAAAACAGUGUGUUUAGCAGAUGAUUCUCCAAAGUGGAUUGUCCCAAGACUACUAUUUCUUGAUAGUUAUUUCACCUGUGAAGAUAAAUCCAAUUGGAGCUGGCGAAGUGGCGCUAGAAUGAAUGUUAUGGGCUCUCUUAUCCUGCAAGCAAUAUUCCGGUUUAAAAGCGAAUAUAUACAACCUUACAUCACCAGUAUAACCUCCAUGGAAGCAACUCAUGUGCUUGAAGCAGUGAGAGAUGCCAAAGGAUCACAUGUUAUUGAGGCUUUUCUGUGUUCAGGUGCUUCUGGAAAGCAGAAGCGCAGAUUAGUUACAAAACUACAAAGUCAUUUUGGAGAGGUAGCACUCAACUCAUCAGGUGCUUUUACCAUUGAAAAAUGCUUCACUUCCUGUAAUCUGUCACUAAGAGAGGCUAUAGUGUCUGAGAUAUUGGCUGUCCGAAGUGAGCUUUCCAAGACAAAGCAGGGCUCUUACCUAUUAAGGAGACUAGAUGUUGACGGAUAUGUUACAAGUCCUGAUCAUUGGAGGUCAAAACAAACAUCCAAAGAAUCUACUUACAAAGAUUUCUAUGCCACGUUUGGCUCCAAUGAUACAAAGUCGUCAAAAACUGAUGGCUUUCUUUCUGACACUUUUAGUAAAUCAAUUCCAAAAACUGUAAAGGAAAUGAGAAAAGAAAUUGACCAAUCCCUAGGUCCUGCUGCAUCAUUUCUGAGCACAGAUGGGUUUAAGAGAAACCCAAAAAAAGAAAAGCAGAAAAAUAAGAAAAAUGCUCAAAUUGGUGGCGAUGAUGAUAACUCCAGUAGGAAAAGUAAAAGGUCUAGAAGGGUUGAAAGUGGAGAUGAUAUUACCUCUAAUCCGGCGUCCAAGAAGACUCUAAAGAAACGGCAAAGAGAUGGUGAUGUAUCCGAGGUUUUUGUGAAGAAAUUGAAGGCAUCAGAUAAGUAGAGUGUAAGACAAUUUUUCAGUUUUAACUAAAAGAUGACAUUAAGCAUGGUCAAUUGUUUCCUCUUUGCUAGUGAUUUUAUAUCAUUUACCACAUGUAGCACAAAUAUGUAACUGGAACAAGAAAUCACAUUGAAUAAGUUAUAAAUAUUUUCCUGCUA